CAGCAGAAGCUGGUGCGGGUUGUAGGUGGUGAGGAGAAAACGGCGGAUUUUCUCUCUGUCCCUCGUUGUUGUCCUGGGCGGGAGGAUGAACGCGGACCGUUUCUCAAUGUCGGCAGAGGACUACCUGAUUUUAACAGUGUCCAACUCGGAAGUCACAUUUUGUUUCGUGAAUUUGCCUUCAUCAAAGCUACCCCUUACAAUAGGGCUUCAUUUAUACGAAUGUUCUGGCGGUGCUUCCGGCAAAUAGGCAAGAAUGGAGACCUGCUGACAGUGAAUGAAUACCAUUCCUUACUGCAGCUCAUUUGUCAAGACUUUCCAAUGGAUCAUGCCCACAAAGCAGCAAGGAUUGUUCUAAUGGAUGAUGCGAUGGACUGCCCGAUGUCAUUCGUGGAUUUUAUAUAUGCACUCCAGAUUCAGUUGUGCUAUUGUGAAUAUCUCGAAAGCAUUUCUAUUAUUUAUCAAGACCUCCUUAUGGGAAAAAAUCCAAAUGCUGUGAUUGUGCCAACUUCCUCCAUCCAACAACAUCGCUUACUGUCUGUUGAAACAGCAACACAAGAAGGCGUUGAUGCAUCCCAGUUUUAUGACUGUUUGGAAACUCUCUGUGAUAGAUAUAAACACAAUUACCCAUCAGUUCCGUACGUGAAGCAGAUCCUCCACAAAGUGCAACGAGUGACAUUCUUCGGAUUUGCAAUGGCCCUUGCAAAGCACGAGGGGAUUAACUCCAAAUUAGGAAUUCUUCCCAAUAAGGCAGAACUUCUCAAAGAUUCAGACAUGGACCGAGAGCUGGAGAAAGUAAUUGAACAUAUGCUCAGUAACCAAACCUCCAGUGCUCCUACACAGAAGGAACCAACCAGAAAAAUCAGUCAUCGCAAGACUCUCACUCAGCGCAAGAAAGUAGACAUUGAGAGUGAUGGUUCAACUGAAGAAACCGAUUCCUCUGAAAAUUAACUCACUGUCUUUGUUUGCUGCUGUUGAUAUUAAGUCUAACAAUCAAAUAGUUCCCUUUGGCUUUCCUCCUAUUUGUUAAAAUGGGUUUAAAGACCCUUUCAGAGUUGCCAUCAUCUCUUCUCAAUUAAGAUCUUGCUUUUGAGCUCAAAUUAAACUAACAAAUUGUCGACUCUGCCACUUGUAGUAAACUGAUUUUGAGUUUUCUCAGCCCAGUUCCAAUUGGGAGAAUAACUGUAUCAUAAAAAUUGCCCAGAAGAAAAUAUUGUUUUGUACUUUCACCCAGCGAAUCCUUCACCUUGGCUUGUUUAGGAAAUUGGUCAUGGUCAUUUAGUCACCUGGUAAUGCAGUUUGUAGUAUUGUUAAAAAAGGAGACAUGUUACUAAAACUUUUGUGUCUUGCACUCAUCAGGACAGAUGCAAGAAUGCCACAUUUCACAGGAAGCAUUUAUACUGUAAGAGUAAAGGCUGCUGAUAGGUUGGCAAGUUGGUUUUGACUGGUCAAAGCAUUGCUAUGGCGAGUGCAUCAGAGAACUGUUGCCUCCCACUUUUUGUUUUGUUUGCCUUUUUGUUUUAGGUUCAAAGGGAUUAAUUUUCUCAUGGAGUAUAAAUUGUUGCUCCCUUUAAAAUGCGGCAUCUUUGUGGCUAUUCUGAAGAGUGCAAGAUGAAAAGCUUCACUGUAUGCCUUUUAUUCAGCAAUACUCAAGUCAUGGUAUUUCUCGGCUGAAGGUAAAACUCACAGUCUAUAUGUAGAUAUAUAGUCACAAUGUAUCCCGCACAGACUCAAUGCAAAAUGCUUCUGAAUACAGUAAUAAUACAGAUCGAUUGGACACUGCCUUAUAGUCAAGGUACAUUGUUGAAAUGUCAAUAAAUUCUACUACGGUGCUAACAUAGCCUCCCUGUGGCUGUCAGAUGGAACUACAUUUGGUUUUGACAGUGGUAUUCUCCACAGUUACAUAAUUUGUCUACAGUUGCAUGUUAAAAAAGUGUUAUCUGGUGAAAUGUGGAAGGACCCCUGAUUGCGAGCAGUAAUUAUCAUCUGCAGACGCCAAAAAUUGUUGGUAGUGCUUAAAACUGGAACAUACAUUACCUGAUGUCUACAAAAAUAAAUAAGUUAUUUCCCAA
Rhincodon typus (whale shark) is the source of this 2069-nucleotide messenger RNA. RefSeq names its product centriolar satellite-associated tubulin polyglutamylase complex regulator 1 (gene cstpp1). The annotation marks the transcript as partial. NCBI's taxonomy places the organism in Eukaryota, Metazoa, Chordata, Chondrichthyes, Orectolobiformes, Rhincodontidae. The transcript has 8 exons. The record is from RefSeq and is a predicted model, not a curated record.